AUGUGCACUAAGCAAUCGUUGAGUCCUCGCGGAAGACGAGACGACAUCGCUCCAGAAAAAGUUGCCUCCCAUACCUACCUUAUUCAGCCGUGCUUGCUAGGAGAACUGAGUCUUUCCACGGGCCGACAUCCCCAGUUUGCGGGCGAUGGGAUUCGUUCUCCUUUCUGGCUUGUUGGCUAUCGGUAGGCUGCCCACUUGGAACGCAAUUUGUCACUGUCAAACGAGAGUGGGCAGUGACACUUUGCCACACUUCAACCAGCCGAUGCUAACUUUUUAGAAGUAGGAUUAUGUCAUAAUUUAUGGAACUGACUUUUUGAUUCAAACUGCGGCAUAAAUUGCAGCUGACCUGGUACCGAUAAAGACGAGGGAGACCGGAGUGGCCAUUCCUGGUUGAUUAGCCGUCAUCAGUCAGUCAUAUUCAACCCCAAGUGUGCAUCGCUUGAGAUUCGAACCCGGGAUCUUUGGUCAUGGAGUUCGACACUGUACCAUUGAUCCACUGGCCCGUUGUCCUGUCGGUUGUGAAUGGGAAUACCAGUCAAUAACAUCUAUCUACAACUGUCUCUGAUGAUGGGUUCGAGUGAGAAUCCAAGAAAUCAGGACAAUAGACUUUGUGUUCCAGCGAUCGCAUCUUCUUUUUCUUCCCCCUUCUUCUUCUUCUUCUUCUUUUCUUCUUCUUCUUCUUCUUCUUCUUCUUCUUCUUCUUUUUCUUCUUCUUCUUCUUCUUCUUCUUCUUCUUCUUCUUCUUCCUCUUCUUCUUCCUCUUCUUCUUCCUCUUCUUCUUCUUCUUCUUCUUCUUCUUCUUCUUCUUCUUCUCCUUCCUUUUCUUCUUCCGAUACUACUACUAG
Messenger RNA from Spirometra erinaceieuropaei, 845 nucleotides. Lineage: Eukaryota; Metazoa; Platyhelminthes; Cestoda; Diphyllobothriidea; Diphyllobothriidae. The record is from the annotation of a GenBank genome assembly.